GACUACGAAUUGCAGUUGAUGACGUACAAGGCCUUUGUAGAAUCACAGCGGAAGUCCCCUGGCAAGCGCCGGCGCAUGCUUUCCUCUUCAGAUGCCAUCACACAAGAGUUCAUGGACUUAAGGACUCGCUACACAGCAUUGGUGACCUUAACAACUCAGCAUGUGAAAUACAUCAGUGAUGCACUCCGGCGCUUAGAGGAGGAGGAGAAAGUGGUAGAAGAGGAAAAACAAGAACAUGUGGAGAAGGUUAAAGAACUUUUGGGUUGGGUGUCUACCCUUGCAAGAAAUACACAAGGAAAAAUAACUCCAUCUCAUACCAAAGAAUCAACAGAAAUUGAAAAAGCUAUUUUGGAACAGCAGAUUCUGGCAGAAGAGCUUACAACCAAGAAGGAACAAGUUUCUGAGGCCAUUAAAACUUCACAGAUCUUCUUGGCCAAGCAUGGUCAUAAGUUAUCAGAAAAAGAGAAGAUGCAGAUUUCUGAGCAGUUGAAUGCUCUGCACAAGGCCUACCAUGGCCUUUGUGAUGGCUCAGCACACCAGCUCCAGCAGCUGCAGAGCCAAUUGGCUCAGCAGACAGAACAAAAGGGUUGCAGAGCAGUUGCAGGAGUGAUUGACCUAGGCACAGUGGAGAUAUUUCCCAUCUUCAGAGCCAUGCAAAAGGGCCUCCUUGAUCAAGACACAGGCCUUGUGCUUCUGGAAUCCCAGGUUAUCAUGUCAGGCCUCAUUGACCCUGAGACCAGUGAAAAGCUCUCUUUGGAGGAGGGCCUCACCAGAAACCUCAUUAGUCCUCCUAUGUACCAGCAGCUUCAGGAGCUACAGGCUGUCCGGUCCUUAAUAAGUAGACUUACUGAAAACAAAGGCCCUCUUUCUGUGGUGGAAGCAAUUGAAAAGAGAAUGAUCAGUGAGAGAGUUGGACUGAAAUUCUUAGAAGUUCACCUGGCAACUGGAGGUUUCAGUCUCUCCCCCAGUGAGACUUGUAUUAACCUGGAAGAUGCUUUUCAUCAAGGCCUCAUUUCUCCUUGUCUUCAUUCAGUAUUAGAGUCUCACUUGAGAUUAUCUAAGAAUUUGAUAGACCCCAACACAGCAGAGAAAAUCAGUUUGCUAGACCUGAUGCAGAGAUGCAUUAUCCACCAAGAGUCAGGGUUGAAAUUGCUGCCUGUCAAGCAGUUGGCAGGGGGAAUGGUGAGCUUGAAAUCAAACCGAAAGGUUAGCAUUUUCCGUGCUGUUCAGGAAGGGCUCAUAGAUAGACAGGUCACUGUCCGGCUGCUAGAAGCUCAGCUUUUUGCUGGUGGCAUAGUAGAUCCAAGAACAGGACACAGGCUUACAGUGAAAGAGGCUGUAAGACAUAAUCUGAUUGACCGAGAUAUGGCCUGUACAAUUCUCAUAAGGCAGCUACAGACAGGAGGCAUCAUUGACACUGUCACAGGACAUAGAAUGACAAUAGAUGAAGCAGUGAGCAGUGAUCUAGUAGCUGCUAAGAUCGCUCUUGUGAUUCUGGAAUCCCUCUGGUCAUUCAUGGGGUUGCUAUGGCCUGAAUCUGGGGAGAUUCUCCCAAUUUCAGAUGCCAUAGAACAAGGUAUUGUGAGCUCUGAACUAGCACAUAAAAUCCUUAGUAACCGACAGCAUAUUGAGGCUCUUUUUCUACCAGCAACCACAGAGAUUUGCUCCUGGAAGAAAGCAAUAGAAAGUUGUAUUUUGGACAAAGAUCUUGCCAAUAACUUAAAAUUAAUUUGUAUCCCUGAUAUGAUGCCGCACAUGCAAUUAGCAGACUCUUCAGAACAAAACAAAUCAGGCAUUGUUCCUGGAGCAGCAGCUCUACUCUGCAGCAAGAGCCAAACUGAGAGCAUAGCAAACCAUGGAGAGAAGCUGUUAUUUCAACUGAUGACUCACAGUUAUAUUAAUGUGCAGAAUGGACAGAGAUUGCUUCUGUUAGAUCAAGAGCUGAUGCAGACUUUAAUAUCUGGAGAUGGAUGUCAAACAAGUCCUCCAGAAGUGUUUGGAAUUGGGCAUCAAAGAUCAGACACUCCUAAGGAAUUGCAAGAAUCACCUAAUGGGAACAUUACAGAAACAUUCAGUGGUGGGCUUACUGUGAGACCAUAUGAAUUCCAGUUUUCUUCUCAAAACAAAGAAUAUCCCGAUCAGGAAGAUUGCUAUGAUGCAAAAGGCAAAAAAACUGUUACAGGAAUAAAAUGUUCUUCUGUAGAGAACCCUGAAAAGGAUCUGUUUGUGGGAGAACAACAAGAAGGUACUGCGAAUGUUGACACUGUGAAGGUCAUACAUAAAGUAAAGUCAGAAUUACAAAGGCAGUUGAUAGGUACUAAAAAGGAAGACCAAACAGAAAUGUCUACUAGAGAAAAUGUCAACAGAGGACUGAUGGUACAUCCUAAGGAAGUUGAAGGUGGGCCCUUGGUGGUUGCAAUGACAGAGAAGAACUGGCAAGCUCCCAAAAAGACUUGCUUUACAAGUCAAAAAGAACAAGCAACAACCCUUCAGCCUGAAUGUACUCCAAGUGAAACUGGAAGACCUCUCAUAAAAUCCCAAAGCAAAAAGUCACAGUUUCAGGUAGAGAAGUCUCUAGAUUUAAAAUCAGAAUUUAAGUCAGAAAAUGUUAUGAAUAUUCAUUCUUUGGAUAAAGACAAAGUGUUAAAUGAAAUAUUUUUGGCUAGAGAUGGCCAUAAACAAAGCCAAGAAGGACAAAGCUUUGCAGAUGAUAAUACAAUGAUGUUAGAAAAGACUGACUCAGAAGAUCGUGGUUGUGAGACUUCAUUAUCAUGCAGUCAUCCUUCCAAAUUGCUUAAAGAAGCUUCCUUAAAUGUAUUAUCUACAGAGCUACUAAAUGGUGGUAUCUUUCAUGAAGAAACAGGUCAGAAGCUUUUACUGAAUGAAGCAAUAGCCAAAGGCAUUGUGCCCAGCCACACUGCUGUGAAACUUAUGGAAAAACUGAACAUGUUUCAGGGCUUCUUUGACUCUCAGACCUGCGAGUCUUUGACAACUGAAGAUGUCAUUGAAGAAGGUCUGAUGGAUGAGAAAUUGUUACAUUAUGUUCUCGUGGCAGACAAAGCUAUAAGUGGUGUCUUAGACCCCCGUACCCACACUCUCUAUUCUGUAAAGGAUGCCGUGACAUUUGGACUUCUUGAGAAGGAAACAGCUGCCAGGAUUUUAGAAGGGCAAGUAGUGACUGGUGGAAUUGUUGACCUGAAACGAGGCAAAAAAGUUUCAGUAACUUUGGCCUCAAAUCUUGGUUUGGUGGACCAUGCUGACCAGACAGAGCUUAUAAAUCUGGAGAAGGCUUCCAAAGGCAGAGAUUCUGAAAAAUCAGCCAGGGAGAGAUUAAUUGGUCUACAGAUGGAAACAACAGGACUUAUGGACCCUGACAACAAAAUCCCUUUAACAGUUGUGCAAUCCAUUGACAGAGGUCUUCUGAAGAGAGAAGAAGCUAUUAAUUUGCUGACUAAGCAGGUGAUUGAUGGAGGUAUCAUUCACAUUCAGUCUGGGAUGAGACUGUCCGUUGAUAAUGCCUUUAAACAUGGCCUGAUUAGUGAAGGUCUAGCCAUGCAACUCAAAAAAGUUGAGAACUUAUACCUCCUUCAAUUUUUUCAUCCUGAAACAAAGGAAAGUCUUUCCCUCUCUGAAGCCAUAAAAUUAGAUCUUGUUACCCCAGAGUUGAAAAGAGAAAUCCAAGAAAUUCAGGUCUUUAGUAGAAACCUUGUGGAUCUCAUUUCUAGCCAGAGAUUGACCUUGGCAGAAGCUAACAAAGAAGAGCUGUUAACUAAUGAAGCAGUAUUACCUUCAAGAAUGGAAUAUGGAGUUGUAGAUCCUGAGAAUUGCAAGAUUGUUCCCUACUCAGACAUGGUAAAGAAAUGUAAGAUUGAUAUUAAAUCUGGCCAGAGAUACCUAGAAGUAAUUCCCUUCUCAGACAUUAAAGAUGGAGCAAACGAUAGAGUGCUUACAUUGCCUGAAGCAAUUCAGCUUGGAAAAGUAGACUUUGCAUCCACACUGAAGGUUUUGGAGGCUCAGGCAAACACUGGUGGAAUCAUAGAUAUAGCCACAGGCCAAGGACUUACAUUGGCAUCAGCUUUGGAACAGAAAUUGGUGGAUGAAAGUAUGGCCAGAAUUAUUGCAUCUCAUCAGGUGUUAAAUGGAGGAAUUGUUGACAUAUUUAAUGAUCAAAGAGUGACUUUAAAGGAAGCUGUUGAGAAAAGACUUAUCAACCCUGAACUGGCAACUGUGAUCCAAAUAGAUACUUUAGAGUCCCAUGAUCACAGAGUGCAUAUUGAAGACCAAGAUGGAACUGAAGUAUGUGAAUUAAAGAAUGAAUUUCUAAGAAAGGAGAUAUUAGUUACAUGUAACGAGACUGCUGAAGUGAGUUGUGAUAAAGGAAAACAAAAUAGAGUCUUACAAAUUGAAAAUCAUUCUGCACAAGGAAAACCUAAAACAAGAGAUUCCAACAGUGAACAGGGAAAAAGGAUUUUAUUGGAGGAAUUGGAAGGUAAGGAUCAAAAUGAGGGGAGAACUCCAAAUGCUAAAGACUCUGUCAACAUCAUAAUUCCUGGUAAUCUUAAAGCUAAAUCCUCAGGUCAAAUUUUAGUGAUGCAUCCUCACUCAGAAGCAUCUGACCUAAAACUCAGAGAGGUAGCUAGAAAACACAUGGAAAAAAAUAAAAAUGUAGAGCAGGAAAAAGUAAUAGCACAAAUAGAAAUCACUCAUGUAAAGCAGUCCACCUUAGCCCUACAUGCUGAAGAUGCAAGAAAAAGUCAAGGGGAAAUGGUUUCAGAAGUACAGGAAUCAAAUUGUGAGCUAUCAGGCACAUUGCUGAGUGAGGAUCCAGUGAAUACCAGGGUAAAAAGUAAAAGAGAGAAGAGGGAGAGGAUUGUAGAAGAAAGUGUCCAAACGUGCAAACCAGAAGUUUUUCCUGAGGAAAAGCUGACUCAGGAAACUGCCGUUAGAGAUGAGCAUGACUCCACUAUAAAGAAUCAUCAGUUUGUGGGAAUGACUGAAGGUGAAAAAAGGAAAGAAACUUAUGGAGAAAUGGGGUUUUCUAUUAUUUGUAAAACUGAAGACUCUUCCCAAAUGAUGCCCAAAGGAAUUUCUGUAAGAAAUCAAGACACUUUAACACUCUUUAGCUCUACACAAGUCAGUGAAGGGGAAGUAAAAAAUGUAAGCCUAUGCUUUACCUUAAAACCCGAAGAAAUUUUAUCUCAAGAAAUUAUUAGUGAGGCUCAGAGUGAGCCAUUUUCUUCUAUGACCCUAAGACCUGAAGUAUUGGACAGCCAGGGGUCAAUUGAAAAAGGCCAAGUCAUAGGUGCAUCCCAAAUUUCCAAGACAGACAAGUCUGUCCAAGGAACCUCUAGACAAGAAACCAAUGAUAACCAAGAUUCUAAGGAAACCAAAGAUCUGAGUUUCCCAUGUAAAGUAUGUAAAGAAAAGUCAUACCAAGAAGUAUCUUUUGAUUCAGCAAGAGCUCUUACAUUGAAAGAAAUUAUGGUUUCUGGAGUAGAUGCAAGAGAGGUCAGGUAUCUGGAAUCCUCAGACAGAAAAGACUUUCAUGAGCAGGACAGCAAAGGUGAUCAUGAGCUUUGUGGAAUUCCUAAACUUAAAGUAACAACAGCUCAGGGAACAAAUGGAGAGAAAUCUCUAGAAAUGGCAAACCCUGUAGUUACAGGUCCAGAAGAAGAGCCACUUGAAGGCAUAGUGAUUCAGAGCGGUCCCAGAGUUUUGGUAUCCCUUCUUCCAGAAACAUUGUGCAAAGAUGUGUUGCAGAAAGAGUGCACAGGGCUACAGGAUGUUAUUGUUAGUCCCACUGUUUCAGAGAUCAAUGAAGAAACAACAGUAUCCCAAAUGUCAUACUCUAAAAUGAAGAUGGGUGAGAAGACACUACAGGAAAGGCUCAGAGACAGCCCUGGCAAUGAACAAGCUCCCUUCAUGGCUGUACCUGGGGUAAAGGGAAGUGAAGGUCUAAACUCAGAGCCUUUCAGAGCAACUCAAAAUGUGUUUAACCGGCAACUCUGUUUAGAACAUGAUGAGAAACUGGUAUCCUAUCUGUCUCUGUUACGGGACAUUGAAAUGAGAACCAAACAGAUUCAACCUUUAGAGUUUAACCUGGUAGAACUACAGGAUCUGCUGUGCCAGGCCAAGGUGUUAGACAAGGAACUAAAGGAUCUGUCCACCCUGGUGAGUCAGGAAUUGGGGUGUGUGGAUGAGAUUAUCAUCAGUCAGCCCCAAGAAGUCCCUGAGCAGCUGUUGAAGGCUCUAGAGAAAGAUGCCAAGAAUCUUCAUAAAUCUCUCAGCUCUGUGAGUGACACGUGGAGUUCCAGACUACUCCACAUCCAGAAUGCCAUGGAAGUCAAAAAGGCUACAGUGUUAAAUCAGCACAUGCAGCUAGAAAGCAAACUUCAAGAUCUAAGAACCUGGGUUGGCAAUACUGGUAUUAUUCUCAAAAGCAAGGGAUGUGAUAAUGAAACAGAUGUCAACAGCCUCAGUCACUCUCUCCAACAGUAUGAGGAUAUGAAACAGUUGGUGGCCAAAAGAAAAUCUCAGCUGGAUGCUCUUGCUUUCGAUACUCAGUUCUUUAUCUCUGAGCAUGCACAGGACUUGUCCCCUCAGCAGAAUCGACAAAUGCUGAGGCUUCUGAAUGAAUUGCAGAGGUCUUUCCAGGAUCUUGUGGAACAGAUCACAGCUCAGACAGAUGUCUUGCAGGGCCAUCUUCAACAAGUACAGCAGGAAGCCCAGGUUAAGACUCUGCAGAAACAACAAAACACCUGUCAUCAGAAACUACAGGAUCUUUGCAGCUGGGUAGGACAGGCAGAAAGAAUCCUGGUGAGCCACCAGGGCAGAGCCUCCCAGCAGGAUCUUUCUGCUUUGCAGAAGAACCAAAGUGAUUUGAAGGAUUUACAGGACGACAUUCAGAAUCAUGCCACCUCAUUUGCUACAGUUGUCAAAGACAUUGAAGGGUUCCUGGAAGAAAACCAGACCAAGCUGAGUCCCCAGGAGUUGACGGCUCUUCAGGAAAAACUUCAUCGGGCUAAGGAGCAGUAUGAGGCUCUCCAGGAACAGACACGGGUGGCCCAGAAGGAAGUGGAGGAAGCAGUGACUUCAGCUUUAAGACAGGAGACUGAAAAGAGUAAAGCAGCAAAGGAGCUGGAAGAGAACAAGAAUAAGAUUGAUGCUCUGUUGGAUUGGGUGACUUCUAUGGAAUCAUCUGGUGGACAGUUAAAGACCAGCCUUCCAGAAAUGGAGAAGGGAGCCUUGGAUACCACUGAUAGUUACAUGGGGGCAAACCAAGUGCCAGAGAAACUGGACAGGCAAUGUGAGGCAAUGAAGGCCCAUCACCAAGAAUUGCUGUCCCAGCAGCAAAAUUUCAUUCUGGCCACCCAGUCAGCUCAGUCCUUCCUGGACCGGCAGGGCCAUAAUCUCACCCUUGAGGAACGACAGAUGCUACAAGAGAAGCUAGGAGAUCUUAAGGAGCAAUAUGCAGCUUCCCUAGCCCAGUCAGAGUCAGAGCUGAAGCGGGUACAAACUCUCCAAGAUGAGUUACAGAAAUUCCUGCAGGACCAUAGAGAGUUUGAAAGCUGGCUGGAACGGUCUGAGAAUGAGCUGGAGGACAUGUAUAAAGGAGGCAGUGGCCCCGAAGCCCUUCCCUCCAUGCUAAAGAGGCAGGGAAGUUUCUCAGAGGAUGUCAUUUCCCACAAAGGAGACUUGAGAUUUGUGACUAUCUCAGGACAGAAAGUCUUGGACACAGAAAAUAGCUUUGAAGAAGGCAAAGAACCAUCAGCAACCAGAAACUUAGUAAAGGAGAAGCUGAAGAAUGCAACAGAAAGAUACACUGCUCUCCACUCAAAGUGUACACAGUUGGGCUCUCACUUGAACAUGCUACUAGGCCAGUAUCAGCAAUUCCAGAGUAGUGCUGACACUCUGCAGGCUUGGAUCCAGACUUGUGGCACCAAUGUGGAGAAGCUCCUCUCAGAUACUAUUGCCUCUGACCCUGGAGUACUACAACAGCAGCUUGUAACAACAAAGAAGUUGCAGGAAGAACUGGCUGAACACCAAGUACCUGUAGAAAAGCUCCAAAAAGUAGCUUGUGACCUCAUGGAAAUUGAAGGGGAGCCAGCUCUGAACCUUAAGCAUGUUCAAGAAAGUAUAAAUUCCAUACUCAGCCACUUCCAAAGCCUCUCCUGUAGCUUGGCUGAGCGCUCUGCUCUACUGCAGAAGGCAAUUGCCCAAUCUCAGAGUGUCCAGGAAAGCCUAGAGAGUCUGUUGGAGUCCAUCAGAGAAGUUGAACAAAACCUAGAAAGAGAACAGGUAGCAUCACUCUCAUCAAGAGUCAUCCAAGAAGCUCUGGCCAAUAAUGUGAAGCUGAAACAGGACAUUGCUCGGCAGAAGAGCAGCUUGGAGGCCACCCGUGAGAUGGUGAGCCGAUUCAUGGAGACAGCAGACAGCACCACAGCUGCAGUGCUGCAAGGAAAACUGACAGAGGUGAGCCAGCGCUUUGAGCAGCUCCGGCUACAGCAGCAGGAAAAGGAGAGCACCCUAAAGAAGCUCCUGCCCCAAGCAGAGAUGUUUGAACAGCUCUCCGACAAGCUGCAGCAGUUCAUGGAAAACAAAAGUCGGAUGCUCGCCUCUGGGAAUCAGCCGGAUCAAGAUAUUGCACAUUUUUCCCAGCAGAUCCAGGAGCUCACUUCAGAAAUGGAAGACCAACGGGAGAACCUAGAUACACUUGAGCACUUAGUCACUGCACUGAAUUCUUGCGGCCUUGCACUAAACCUGUCCCAGCACAAGGUCAGGGUACAGAACCUCAGAAAGGACUUCACAGAGCUGCAGAAGACAGUUCAAGAAAGAGAGAAAGAUGCAUCAUCUUGCCAGGAGCAAUUGGAUGAAUUCCGGAAGCUGGUUAAGACCUUCCAAAAAUGGCUGAAAGAAACUGAAGGGAAUAUUCCACCUGCAGAGACUUUCAUUAGUGCUAAAGAGCUGGAAAAGCAGAUUGAACAGUUAAAGGGUCUUCUAGCUGACUGGGCAAAUAAGGGAACUCUGGUGGAAGAAAUCAAUUGCAAAGGCACUUCUUUAGAAAAUCUCAUCAUGGAGAUCACAGCACCUGAUUCUCAAGCCAAGACAGGUUCCAUUCUGCCCUCUGUAGGAAGCUCUGUAGGCAGUGUAAACGGAUACCACACCUGCAAAGAUCUGACGGAGAUCCAGUGUGACAUGUCAGAUGUAAACCUGAAGUAUGAGAAACUAGGGGGAGUGCUUCGGGAACACCAGGAAAGCCUUCAGACUAUCCUCAGCAGAAUGGAGGAAGUUCAGAAGGAGGCAAGCUCAGUGCUGCAGUGGCUAGAAUCAAAAGAGGAAGUUCUGAAAACCAUGGAUGCCUCUCUGUCUCCAACCAAGACAGAAACAGUGAAAGCCCAAGCUGAAUCUAACAAGGCCUUCCUUACUGAAUUGGAACAGAACUCUCCAAAAAUCCAAAAAGUGAAAGAAGCCCUAGCUGGAUUAUUGAUGACAUACCCUAACUCACAAGAAGCAGAAAACUGGAAGAAAAUGCAGGAGGAGCUCAAUUCCCGAUGGGAAAGGGCCAACGAGGUGACUGUGGCUCGGCAAAAGCAGCUAGAAGAAUCUGCAAGCCAUCUAGCCUGCUUCCAGGCUGCAGAAUCCCAGCUCCGGCCCUGGCUAAUGGAGAAGGAACUGAUGAUGGGAGUUCUUGGGCCCCUGUCUAUUGACCCCAACAUGUUGAAUGCACAGAAGCAGCAGGUCCAGUUUAUGCUGAAGGAAUUUGAAGCACGCAGGCAACAGCACGAACAGCUGAACAAAGCAGCUCAGGGCAUCCUAACAGGCCCUGGAGAUAUUUCUCCAUCCACCAGCCAAGUACAGAAAGAACUCAAGAGCAUCAAUCAGAAAUGGGUUGAGCUGACUGACAAACUUAGUUCCCGUUCCAGCCAAAUUGACCAAGCACUUGUCAAAAGUACCCAGUACCAAGAAUUACUCCAGGACUUAUCAGAGAAGGUGAAGGCAGUUGGACAGAGACUGAGUGGCCAGUCAGCCAUCAGCACCCAACCUGAGGCUGUAAAGCAGCAACUGGAAGAGACUAGUGAGAUUCGAUCUGACUUGGAGCAAUUGGACAACAAGAUGAAGGAGGCCCAGACACUGUGCGAUGAACUCUCACUGCUUAUUGGUGAGCCAUACCUCAAGGAUGAACUGAAGAAGCGUUUGGAGACAGUUGCCCUGCCACUCCAAGGUUUAGAAGACCUUGCAGCCGAUCGCAUGAAUAGACUCCAGGCAGCUCUUGCCAGUACCCAGCAGUUCCAGCAAAUGUUUGAUGAGCUGAGGGCCUGGUUGGCUGACAAACAAAGCCAGCAAGCAAAAAACUGCCCAAUUUCUGCAAAAUUGGAGCGAUUACAGUCUCAGCUACAAGAGAAUGAAGAGUUUCAAAAGAACCUUAAUCAACACAGUGGUUCCUAUGAGGUGAUUGUGGCCGAGGGGGAAUCUCUGCUGCUUUCUGUGCCUCCUGGAGAAGAGAAAAGAACUUUACAAAACCAGUUGGUUGAACUCAAAAGCCACUGGGAAGAGCUUAGUAAAAAAACUGCAGACAGACAAUCCAGGCUGAAAGACUGUGUGCAGAAAGCUCAGAAAUAUCAGUGGCAUGUGGAAGACAUUGUGCCUUGGAUAGAAGAUUGUAAGGCCAAGAUGUCUGCAUUGCGGAUCACUCUGGAUCCACUACAGCUGGAGUCUAGUCUUCUGAGGUCAAAAGCUAUGCUGAGUGAGGUAGAGAAGCGCCGCUCCCUGCUGGAAAUACUGAAUAGUGCUGCUGACAUUCUGAUCAAUUCUUCAGAAACAGAUGAAGAUGAUAUUCGGGAUGAGAAGGCUGAAAUAAAUCAGAACAUGGAUGCCAUUACAGAGGAGCUACAGACCAAAACAGGGUCAUUAGAAGAAAUGACUCAGAGGCUCAAGGAGUUCCAAGAAAGCUUUAAGAGCAUUGAAAAGAAGGUUGAAGGAGCCAAACAUCAACUUGAAAUCUUUGAUGCUCUGGGCUCUCAAGCUUGUAGCAAUAAGAACCUGGAGAAGCUGAGAGCUCAGCAGGAAGUGCUGCAGGCACUGGAGCCUCAGGUGGACUAUCUGAGGAACUUCACACAAGGGCUGGUAGAAGAUGCCCCAGAUGGAUCGGAUGCUUCCCAACUUCUACAUCAAGCUGAGGUCACCCAGCAAGAGUUCUUAGAAGUAAAGCAAAGAGUGAACAGUGGUUGUAUGACAAUGGAAAACAAGCUGGAGGGAAUUGGCCAGUUUCACUGCCGAGUCCGAGAGAUGUUUUCCCAACUGGCAGAUCUGGACGAUGAGCUAGAUGGCAUGGGUGCUAUCGGCAGAGACACAGAUAGCCUCCAGUCACAAAUAGAGGAUGUACGGCUGUUCCUUAACAAGAUUCAAGCCCUCAAGUUUGACAUAGAGGUCUCUGAAGCAGAGUGCCGACAAAUGCUAGAAGAAGAGGGGACUCUAGACUUGUUAGGUCUCAAGAGGGAGCUAGAAGCCCUGAGCAAACAGUGCAGCAAACUGACAGAGAGGGGGAAAGCUCGCCGGGAGCAGCUCGAGCUAACAUUGAGUCGUGUAGAGGACUUUUAUAGGAAAUUGAAAAUACUCAAUGAUGAGACCACAGCUGCAGAGGAGGGAGAAGCACUCCAGUGGGUAGUGGGAACUGAAGUGGAUGUCAUCAACCAACAAUUAGCAGAUUUUAAAGUAAGUGUUGCUUUUUUUUUUUUUUUUUUCUAA
This is a messenger RNA of Castor canadensis (American beaver), 11745 nucleotides long. The record is from RefSeq and is a predicted model, not a curated record. Lineage: Eukaryota; Metazoa; Chordata; Mammalia; Rodentia; Castoridae.